AUGUGUCACGAAAAUUUCGUUUUAGAUUUUGGACCAAGAUUGAACUUCAUUAUUGGUCAUAAUGGUAGUGGUAAAAGUGCUAUUUUAACAGGUAUUUCAAUCUGUCUUGGUGCCAAAGCAUCUGAAACAAAUAGAGGGUCUAAUUUGAAAGAUUUGAUCAAAGAAGGAGCCAACACAGCUCAUAUACAAGUUGUGCUAUCAAACGAAGGUAGCGACGCCUAUGAUCCAGGUAUUUAUGGGUCAGAGAUCAUUAUUGAAAGAAUAUUGAGACGCGACGCUACAACUUCACCAUACACAUUAAAAUCUGAAAAUGGUAAAAAAGUUUCUCAAAAGAAAGCUGAUUUGGAUGCAAUCUUAGAUUAUCACAAUAUUGCUGUUAACAAUCCAAUGGCAUUUUUAUCGCAGGAUGCUGCUAGAUCAUUUUUGACUGCAAGUACAGAUGAUCAAAAAUAUAAAUUCUUCAUGAGAGGUACACUAAUGGAUGAAAUCCAUAAAAACUUGAAACAGUCUCAGGACCAAGUUCAAAGUAUGGCGGUCAAAAUCAUCAGAAUGAAGGAAAGUCUAAUUAACCUAAAAGAUGAUGCCCGUGAAGCCAAAAAGUUGCAUGAUAGAUUGUUGUCUUCAAGAGGCUUACGUGAUAGACAAAGAGUUUUACAUGGUAAAUAUUUCUGGAUGAUGGCGAAACAGGCCGAAGAAGUUGUUGCAGAAGUUCGUGAAAGUCAAGCUGAAAUUGAAUCCACUAUCGAGCAAUUGGAUAGAUAUAUCAAAGAUUAUGAAUCUAAAGUUCAAAAUGCCGAUGUUAGUAAAGAAGACCUCCAGUUCAAGAAAGAACAAAUCAUGGAAAAAAGACAGAUGAUAAUGACCGUCUUGACAGAAAAAAGGGGGAUAAUGGAUGGUGUUGGUAGGAAAAUCGAGAAAAUUCAAUACCAAUUCUCAGACAAUCAAAAAAACAUUAAACUUCAUGAUGAUGCAAUUGCUCAGCUUGAUCGUGAUAUCGCAAUUGAGGAAGAUAAAAUCAAGCAAAAGAAUGGUGGUUCAUUAGAAGCGUUGCAAAAUCAACAUGAUAAUCUUGAAGCUAAAUUAGAACAACUAAAGGUAGAGAAGAAACAAGUGGAUGACGAAUUAUCGGAAUCCACAUCAGGUUCGAACAAAGAGCAAUAUACUGAGCUUGAUCAUCAAAUACAAGAGAAGAAAGAAUCCAUUAUCAGAAUCAAACAACAUAUCGGCAGACUUGAGAGUUCAAAAGUUGAUGAAUUUGAUGCUUAUCAUUUCAGUAUCAAAGCUGUUGUUAAUGAUAUAAAAAAAGCCAGAUUCCAAAGCCCUGUGAUUGGCCCUAUAGGGACAUUGAUACAAAUUAAACCAGGGUGCGAAAAAUGGGCUCAAUUAGUUGAAUCACACAUUGCAUCUAAUUUGACCACAUUUUUAGUUGAAAAUUUCAAUGAUCAUAAACAACUUCAACAAAUUCUAAGAAGGCACAAUGCUAGGUCAAACAUUGUUAUUAGAAAGGCAGAAGCGUUCAAUUAUGAAUCAGGUCUGCCACCUCAAGGCUACACCACUGUUUUAGAUCUUUUACAUUUUAAAGAUGAAAGAGUGAAAUAUGCAUUAAUUGAUAUGGUCCAUGUUGAAAGUGUGGUAGUUGCUAAUAGCAGACAAGAAGCUCAGCAACUCCUUGAAAAUAGAGUCAGAAAUGUCAAAAUGUCUCUUUCCAUUACAGACAGAGGUUCUGGUCAAAGGUCUUCUAUUAAUGCUUUAGGUGGUUUUAGAGUUGAUCCUGUUUACUUUGACAACAAUAUUCCAAAAUUGAAACCAAAAGAUAGAUCCAAUGAAGCUGGAGUUUUCAAAAGAAGAUAUCAAGAUGAAAAUGCUGAAUUGAACGAAUUAGAAACUCAAAAAUCCAACCUUAAAGCUGAUCUUCAAAACCAACAAAAUUAUUUAAGAACUAAAAAAAGAAAUCUUGACAAUGAAAUGAAAAAAAUUACUUCUCAAAAAUAUCAAAUUACCACUAAACUUAAUGAUUCUGCACAGAAUGGUAGACUUGAAGCAUUCAUGGAUGAUAAACAACAUACUAUUCGUGAACGUGAUCUUGCUAAAAUUGCCAUGAACGAUUUGAGAGCUGAAAUUGAGAAUCUUGAAGCUGAAUUGCGUGGAAAACAGGAAGAUUAUCAACAAACAAAGCAAGAGACGAGAGAGAUCACUAAGGAAGAACAUGAAAUCAAGGAAAAGAUUCAAGGAUUCGAGUCUGAAAAGCAACUAAAUAUUACCAAAAUACAACAUUUUGAGAAAAGUAAACAAAAAAGACUUCAAGAAGCUCAAGAUAUGACUGAGAACUUACCUGCUUGGGAGAAGAGUAUUGAAGAAAAUGAACUUCAAGCUGAAGAGUCAUGUACCAAAGAAGAAGCGGAUUCAAUACAUCUACAUGAUAUUGAAGCUGUUCAGUACGAAAUUCAAAAAGUGGCAGACCAGGUUAAAAGAGCCAAUGAAGAUUUGGGUAAAUCACCUGAAGAAAUUAUUAAUGAAGACGAAGCUGCAAGAAGGAAGUUUUAUGAAGCAAAAACACAAUUUGAUAAAGCUGUUAAAGGUAGAUUACUAUACGAAGCUUCAUUACAUGAUAGAUUGGUUGCUUUUAGGGAAUCAAGAGCUGCGACAUUUUUUGAAGCUGAUUUGGACUUUAAAACUUCUUUGGCUUUCAGAAACUUCAGCGGUAAUUUAGAUUUUGAUUAUGACAAGAAAAAACUUACAAUGUAUGUUAGUACUAAGAAUGAUAAAAAACCAAGACAUGUUGAUUCAUUAUCUGGGGGUGAAAAGUCAUUUUCUCAAAUUUCUUUGUUAUUAGCUACUUGGAAACCUAUGCGUUCUCGUAUAAAAGGUCUAGAUGAAUUUGAUGUUUUCAUGGAUCAAGUUAACAGAAAGAUUGGUAUGAGAUUAAUGCUUGAUAAAUUAUCUAAAGAGAAUUCUCAAACUAUAUUUAUUACACCACAAGAUAUCGGUCAAAUUGCCGAAUUAGACGAAAAGUAUGUUCGUAUUCAUAGAAUCAAGGACCCAAGGGCUUCUAGAAGCUAA
Molecule: messenger RNA, 3060 nt
Organism: Hansenula ciferrii
Lineage: Eukaryota; Fungi; Ascomycota; Saccharomycetes; Phaffomycetales; Wickerhamomycetaceae
Gene: SMC6
Product: DNA repair protein SMC6
Exons: 1
Coding region: 1-3060 (1019 amino acids)
Biological process (GO): chromosome organization; double-strand break repair via homologous recombination
Cellular component (GO): site of double-strand break; chromosome; nucleus
Molecular function (GO): ATP binding; protein binding; single-stranded DNA binding
Source: RefSeq, a predicted model, not a curated record